UGCGCGUGCGCGGCCGCCGCUGGGAGCCACCAGGCGGCGGAGAGGACAGCGGCAAGGAGGGAGGGGCCCAAUCCACCGACUGCAGGAGGAGAAGGGGUUGUGCUCCUGGCCGAGGAAGGAGAAAGGGGCGGGGCCGGCGGGCAGCGCGCGGCGGUGCGGAGCUCCUGAGGCCGGCGGGCCGGCGGGCAGGCGGGGGUCUGUGGCCCUAGCCGUCGCAGUGGCCGCCGCCGUCGCUUGGUCCCCGUCGGUCUGCGGGAGGCGGGUUAUGGCGGCGGCGGCAGUGAGAGCUGUGAAUGAAUUCUCCGGGUGGACGAGGAAAGAAGAAAGGCUCCGGCGGCGCCAGCAGCCCGGUGCCUCCCAGGCCUCCGCCCCCCUGCCUGGCCCCCGCCCCUCCCGCCGCCGGGCGGGCCCGUCCGCCCGAGUCGCCGCAUAAGCGGAACCUGUACUACUUCUCCUACCCGCUGUUCGUAGGCUUCGCGCUGCUGCGUUUGGUCGCCUUCCACCUGGGGCUCCUCUUCCUGUGGCUCUGCCAGCGCUUCUCCCGCGCCCUCAUGGCAGCCAAGAGGAGCUCCGGGGCCGCACCAGCACCGGCCUCGGCCUCGCCUCCGGCGCCGGUGCCGGGCGGCGAGGCCGAGCGCGUCCGAGUCUUCCACAAACAGGCCUUCGAGUACAUUUCCAUUGCCCUGCGCAUCGAUGAGGACGAGAAAGCAGGACAGAAGGAGCAAGCUGUGGAAUGGUAUAAGAAAGGUAUUGAAGAACUGGAAAAAGGAAUAGCUGUCAUAGUUACAGGACAAGGUGAACAGUGUGAAAGAGCUAGACGCCUUCAAGCUAAAAUGAUGACUAAUUUGGUUAUGGCCAAGGACCGCUUACAACUUCUAGAGAAGAUGCAACCAGUUUUGCCAUUUUCCAAGUCACAAACGGACGUCUAUAAUGACAAUACUAACUUGGCAUGCCGCAAUGGACAUCUUCAGUCAGAAAGUGGAGCUGUUCCAAAAAGAAAAGACCCCUUAACACACACUAGUAAUUCACUGCCUCGUUCAAAAACAGUUAUGAAAACUGGAUCUGCAGGCCUUUCAGGCCACCAUAGAGCACCUAGUUGCAGUGGUUUAUCCAUGGUUUCUGGAGUGAAACAGGGAUCUGGUCCUGUACCUGUCACUCAUAAGGGUACUCCAAAAACAAAUAGGACAAAUAAACCUUCUACCCCUACAACUACUGCUCGUAAGAAAAAAGACUUGAAGAAUUUUAGGAAUGUGGACAGCAACCUUGCUAACCUUAUAAUGAAUGAAAUUGUGGACAAUGGAACAGCUGUUAAAUUUGAUGAUAUAGCUGGUCAAGACUUGGCAAAGCAAGCAUUGCAAGAAAUUGUUAUUCUUCCUUCUCUGAGGCCUGAGUUGUUCACAGGGCUUAGAGCUCCUGCCAGAGGACUGUUACUCUUUGGUCCACCUGGGAAUGGAAAGACAAUGCUGGCUAAAGCAGUAGCUGCAGAAUCGAAUGCAACCUUCUUUAAUAUAAGUGCUGCAAGUUUAACUUCAAAAUAUGUGGGAGAAGGAGAGAAAUUGGUAAGAGCUCUUUUUGCUGUGGCUCGAGAACUUCAACCUUCUAUAAUUUUCAUAGAUGAAGUUGAUAGCCUUUUGUGUGAAAGAAGAGAAGGGGAGCACGAUGCUAGUAGACGCCUAAAAACUGAAUUUCUAAUAGAAUUUGAUGGUGUACAGUCUGCUGGAGAUGACAGAGUACUUGUAAUGGGUGCAACUAAUAGGCCGCAAGAGCUUGAUGAGGCUGUUCUCAGGCGUUUCAUCAAACGGGUAUAUGUGUCUUUACCAAAUGAGGAGACAAGACUACUUUUGCUUAAAAAUCUGUUAUGUAAACAAGGAAGCCCAUUGACCCAAAAAGAACUAGCACAACUUGCUAGAAUGACUGAUGGAUACUCAGGAAGUGACCUAACAGCUUUGGCAAAAGAUGCAGCACUGGGUCCUAUCAGAGAACUGAAACCAGAACAGGUGAAGAAUAUGUCUGCCAGUGAGAUGAGAAAUAUUCGAUUAUCUGACUUCACUGAAUCCUUGAAAAAGAUAAAACGCAGCGUCAGCCCUCAAACUUUAGAAGCGUACAUACGUUGGAACAAGGACUUUGGAGAUACCACUGUUUAAGGAAAUACCUUUGUAAAACUGCAGAACAUUUUACUUAACAAAAGAGAAACACAAGAUCUUCAAUGAACAGUCAUCAGCUACAGAAACAGCCUAAGUUUACAGGACUUUUCAGAGUCUUACGUAUUUGUGCACCAAACUUGAAGAUGAACCAGAAAACAAACUUAAACAAAAUACACAAUGCAAAUGGAAUUUUUUGUUGUUUAAGGCCUUGCCUUGAUGGUCACUGUUACCCCAAUGGACAUUGUAAGUUAGAGCACAACAAAAACUGAUUCUGGUCUUCUUUACCAAUAUAAUCAUAAUGUAAAUAAUCAUUUAUAUAUUGUGUGUUGCAGAUGAAAGUAUUCCAGAGACAGUGAAUGGUAGAAGACACAAGAACCUUUGGUUGUUUGUCUUCUGAUGUUUUUUUCUUAAAAUAUUAAUUUCUCCUACUUUUCUUUCCUAUUGUUGUCUUAACUGUAGGUGAUUGGAAUGCCAAACACUCUUAAAUUUAUUUUCUUUCUUUCUUUUUUUUUUUUUUUUAUAAAUUCAGUGUGCCAAAUGAAACUUUUUUCCUAAGUAAUUGUAAUAGGAAAAAGUUUAUUUUGAGAGUUCCUUCUUCAUAAAUCUAUAGACAU
This is a messenger RNA of Saimiri boliviensis boliviensis (Bolivian squirrel monkey), 2758 nucleotides long. RefSeq names its product spastin (gene SPAST). Gene Ontology annotation, molecular function: microtubule severing ATPase activity; ATP hydrolysis activity; ATP binding. Gene Ontology annotation, cellular component: microtubule cytoskeleton. NCBI's taxonomy places the organism in Eukaryota, Metazoa, Chordata, Mammalia, Primates, Cebidae. The record is from RefSeq and is a predicted model, not a curated record.